AUGGAGAGCCCCUCCAAGAGAAGAAAGAAGAAUGACAGCAAACCCACUCCAGUCGCUCAUCGCAGUCUCGACUUCUUCUUCCGCAAACAGGGCCUUUCGAACGGAGUCAAUUCCACUUCCAAGCAGAAUGGGGCCCCGGGGAAGCCAGCCAAUAUUGACGAGGACCAGUCUUUUUCGGAACAAUCACUAACAGACGAAGAGCUGGCAAGAAAGUUGCAGGAAGAAUGGGCAAGAGAAGACGGACAAGGCAAUGGGAAGGUUAGAGACAGCGAAGAACGAUCGGCCCGAACCCAUGCUGAAGAAAUAGAACACAACAUGGAAGAUGACAAAAAAGACUUCGUGACGGCGGCACUCGACAACUCUAAUCAAGCUUUUCAAGCAGCCCCCCUUGAAAAGAACAAGGGUGUGUUGGGAUUGCAGUCCACGGCCUCAGACGAAGACAAGAUCACGUUGACAUUGCCCUUUGACCAAAGCCCGCUGACAUUUGACCCUUCACAGUAUGUGUCCGAGUUGAAAACUCAUUGGGCGGCCGAUGGUGGCGAUGCUUCCUAUGCUUUGCUUACUCGGUGCUUCUAUCUUGUCAACUCCACUCAAAGCCGGAUCAAGAUAGUCGACACUCUGGUCAAUUGUUUGCGGCUCAUUAUAGAAGCCGACCCCUCAAGUUUACUUCCUGCAGUGUGGCUGGCCACGAACUCGAUCGCACCUCCUUAUAUCUCUCUCGAGCUGGGCCUCGGCGGCUCGGCCAUCUCGAAGGCCUUGAAGAAAGUAUGUGGUCUUGAUGGUACAGGGCUGAAAACCCUGUACGACAAGCACGGAGAUGCUGGGGACGUUGCUUUCGAGGCCAAAAAGAAACAGAGCUUCACUCUUAGGAAGCCGAAACCUCUUACCAUCAAGGGAGCAUAUCAGACACUGGUCAAAAUCGCGAACAGCAAAGGCCAUGGCAGUGUAGAGCAGAAGCAACGACUAGUGGAGCGCUUGCUCCAAGAUGCCCGCGGCCCAGAAGAAAGCCGGUACAUAGUGAGGACCUUGGUCCAACAUCUCAGAAUAGGGGCCGUAAAAACCACGAUGCUGAUCGCGCUUGCUCGAGCCUUUCGAAUUUCACGUCCACAGGGAGCGGAUUUCCCCAUCAUGGAUGUAUCCGAACUGGCAUUACUGAAGAAGGAAGAUUUAGCCGUGGUGUGGUCCAAAGCAGAAGAGGUGGUGAAGACUUGCUUUGCACGGCGCCCGAACUACAACGAUCUCGUACCUGGGCUGCUGGAAGUCGGUGUGUCAGAUGAGUUACUCUUGCGCUGCGGGUUAGCUCUUCAUAUCCCUCUUCGACCCAUGCUGGGCAGCAUCACUCGAGAUCUGAGUGAGAUGCUCACAAAACUUCAAGGUCGAGACUUCAGUUGUGAGUACAAAUACGAUGGCCAGAGAGCUCAGGUACAUUGCGACGAAGCAGGAAAGGUUUCGAUAUUCUCUCGUCAUCUCGAAGUCAUGACAGACAAGUACCCUGAUCUGGUCGCCCUUGUGCCCGAGAUUCGAGGCGAUGGAGUGUCAAGCUUCAUCUUGGAAGGCGAAGUCGUCGCUGUUGAUCGCAAGUCUGGGGAAUUGAAGACUUUUCAGACCCUCACGAACCGCGCCAAAAAGGACGUCGACUUGUCCUCCAUCCAGAUUGACGUAUGCUUGUUUGCCUUCGAUUUGAUGUUUUUAAACGGUGAACCACUGCUGGAUCGCCCGUUUCGCGAGCGUCGUGGAUUACUUCGCAGCAUGUUUGUAGAAAAAGAACACCACUUUACAUGGGUGAGAAGCAUCGAUGCAACUUCAGCUGACUCCGAGGCUGUCCUCGAGUUUUUCAAGUCUGCAACCGAUAUAAAAUGCGAAGGCAUCAUGGUCAAGGUCUUGGAUAAUCUCCCAAAUCCUGAUCUUGUUGGUGAAGAAUUAGAACAAGCUGAAAUUGAUGACACGACCGCUCUAGCGCCAGCUACGCCAACCAAGAAGGGCAAGAAACCAAGCAAGAAAUCUCAAGGGGAGAAGGAACAGGACAAGGAGAAAGGGACUCGCCGCAAAGCCCUCCUUUCGACCUACGAACCUGAUAAACGCCUUGAUUCUUGGUUGAAAGUGAAGAAGGACUAUGCCACCUCCGCAGACACCAUCGACCUGAUCCCAGUUGCUGGUUGGCACGGCCAGGGCCGAAAGGCGAAAUGGUGGUCGCCGAUACUCCUGGCUUGUCGAAAUCCGCAGACUGGCUCACUUGAAGUUGUCACAAAGUGCAUUUCUGGCUUUACAGAUAAGUUUUAUCAAACCAACAAGGAGAAGUACGCCGAGGGAGGCGACAAUGUGCUCGGAUCCAAGCCGAGCUAUAUUGAAUACAGUGCCUACGAGCCAGAUGUAUGGUUUGAACCUCAAGAAGUCUGGGAAAUGGCAUUUGCAGACAUCACUCUCAGCCCAACCUAUACCGCCGCUAUUGGACUGGUCAACGAGGAUCGUGGUCUCAGCAUGCGCUUCCCUCGCUUUCUGAAGAUUCGGGAGGACAAGAGCAUCGAAGAAGCAAGCACAUCAGAAUUUCUCGCGAACCUAUAUCGCAAACAGGAGGCACGGAUUCAAGCUACAGGUGGCCCGCCACAUGACGGUGGAGGCGAAGAGGAUGAAGACAUUGAUGAAUGA
Exophiala spinifera is the source of this 2646-nucleotide messenger RNA. RefSeq lists its product as uncharacterized. Lineage: Eukaryota; Fungi; Ascomycota; Eurotiomycetes; Chaetothyriales; Herpotrichiellaceae. Gene Ontology annotation, molecular function: ATP binding; DNA ligase (ATP) activity; DNA binding. Bases 1 to 2646 code for a protein of 881 amino acids. Gene Ontology annotation, biological process: DNA recombination; lagging strand elongation; double-strand break repair via alternative nonhomologous end joining. Gene Ontology annotation, cellular component: DNA ligase III-XRCC1 complex. The transcript has a single exon. The record is from RefSeq and is a predicted model, not a curated record.